This is a messenger RNA of Angiostrongylus costaricensis, 561 nucleotides long. Lineage: Eukaryota; Metazoa; Nematoda; Chromadorea; Rhabditida; Metastrongylidae. The record is from the annotation of a GenBank genome assembly.
AUGUCGUUAGCCAUACCAGUCUUUUUGACGGCACCACGCGGUUUUAGAGAAAAUCGGCACACUACUUCUACUACCAUCUCAGGUCAAAAAAGUACAUACGAAGAUGAAGAUUUCAUCUUUAUAACUGAUGACUACGCUGACCAGUGCAGUACGGCAAUGUCGUUUGCCAUACCAGUCUUUUUGACGGGUCCUCAGGGUUUCAGAGAGAUGCAGCACACUUCUUCUACUACCAACUCAGGUCAAAAAAGUACAUACGAAGAUGAAGAUUUCAUCUUUAUCACUGAUGACUACGCUGGGCAGUUGAGUACGGCAUUGUCGUUAGGCAUACCAGUCUUUUUGACGGGACCUCAGGGUUUGGAGAAAAUCGGCACACUACUUCUACUACCGUCUCAUGACAAAAAUGGAAUAUACGCAGAUGAAGAAAUCAUCUCUAUAACUGAUGACUACGCUGACCAGUGCAGUACGGCAAUUUCGUUAGCCAUACCAGUCCUUUUGACGGGACCUCAGGGUUUUAGAGAAAUGCAUCACGCACCUUCUCUUACCAUCUCACGACAAAAAUAG